Molecule: messenger RNA, 715 nt
Organism: Paramecium octaurelia
Lineage: Eukaryota; Ciliophora; Oligohymenophorea; Peniculida; Parameciidae
Source: the annotation of a GenBank genome assembly
AUGCGUUGUGAUUUUACUAUUAUAAGCAUAUAAUGUAUUGAUGGAUAUUACUUGGAUAACUUAUUAUAAAAUAUUCUUCAUGCCAACUCAUCCAUGUAGCAAAUGUUAGAAUAAUGGUAAUUAUUGUUUGGAUUGCGCAUCAACCUAUAUGAUGAGCACUUCAAAUUAAAACACCUGCGAGUGUCCUUAUAACACGACUCAAGUAUUAACAAACAAUCCGACAAACUGCAAACCUUGUAAUGUUAUUUGAUAAUUAUGUUUGUUAUACUUUACCUUGUGAUACGUGUUAAGAAACAAUAACUCAUUGUUUAGCAUGCAUUGAUUCUAAUUAAACUAACAAUUCCACUUUUUAUUGUGCUUGUAAUUAUGGUUAUGUAAAUGAGAGUAAUUCUAAUUGCAUACCUUGCUAAAGUCCUUGUUCAACUUAUUCAGUUAAUAAUUCACUGUGAUACCUGCACUGAUUAAAAUCAUUAAAUUAAUUCAGUACUUCAAUAUAUACGUAAGGACAAAUGUUAUUCAAAUAUAUUACUACAUGUGUUUAAUGUGCAUAUCCCUGUUAAAAUUGUAAUGCUAAUGGAUGCUUAACAUGCAUCAAUGCUAUUAUCAGGUACUUAUUGCCAACUAUAAUAAAAUAGUUAAUACAUCUUAAGAAUGUACUUGUAAAACUGGAUCUUAUGAAGAUGAACUUAAUUGUGUAGCAUGCGCUUCUCCAUGA